UUCAUCCGUGGCAGAUAUCCACAGUACCUUAUCCCCCGUGAUUUUGUGUUUGUCUGUUGUCCGCACAGAGUGAUACAAUGAAUGAAUAAACCUUUCUUUUUCAUUUGCCAUAUCACACUAACUCAAACCUACAAAGAUGAAAACUUUCUCUUCAAUUCAACCACCCCACCAUCUUCAUUCUACAAGAUUUUUCUCUCACACUACAACAAGGACUCAACUUUCUUUUCCUACAAAGGUCUUCUUUUGCCUGGCAAAAUCUGGCAUAGAUGGCUCAUUGGAUUUAAAAGUGGUGUCUCCCACUUUGUUAGCAGCAGAAAAGGAAGAAGCCAAGGCUGUAUUAACCUUGUUUUUGAAGAAACAUGGUUUGAGGAAAGCGCUUGCUGCUAGAACCAUCAACAAGUCAGAUCUUUUCAUUGAUCACCUUGUCUCAAAGCUUCAUUCUAAGCACAAAUCUUGGUAUCUUGCAGGGAGAGAGCUUACAACUCUGGAGAUCAGGGACGCUCUUAUCCCUUAUCUUGAAUCUCUCUUUAAAGAGCAUGGAGCCAUUCUAGUGGAUAUAGUGGAAAGCUAUCCAAAUCCACCUGUUAAGGAUAAAUCAGCUGUGCCAAUUCCUCCUUCUAGUCCAGUGUUAGACUCUAAGAAGCUUAAAGCUGUGUCUAGAGUGAGUGAGGUAGACACAGAUGGUGGCAGUCUUCGCCCUCAUAUUGUCUAUCUUAUGGAACUUGGUAUGGAUAUUGAGCAAAUUAGGGGUAUCACACGCAGAUUCCCAUCUUUUGCCUACUAUAGCUUGGAGGGUAAAAUUAAGCCAGUGGUUGAGUUUUUUCUUGAACUGGGAGUGCCAAAAGAGAACAUUCCCACUAUCCUCAUUAAAAGGCCUCAAUUAUGUGGGAUCAGUCUAUCUGAAAAUCUUAAACCCACCAUGAAGUUCUUUGAAUCUUUGGGUGUUGACAAGGAACAAUGGCCAAAGGUGAUCUAUCGCUUCCCAGCCUUGCUAACUUAUAGCAGGCAGAAAGUGAUGGAAAGCAUAUAUUUUCUCCUUGAAUUGGGCCUCUCAGAAGAGAGUAUAGGUAAGAUUUUAACUCGCUGCCCCAAUAUUGUUAGUUACAGUGUAGAGGACAAUCUCCGACCCACGGCUAAGUACUUCCGUUCUUUGGGAGUUGAUGUUGGAAUUCUUCUUUUCAGAUGCCCACAGAAUUUUGGUCUUAGUAUUGAGGCCAACCUAAAGCCUGUAACAGAAUAUUUCUUGGAGAGGGGUUACACUUUGGAAGAAAUUGGGACCAUGAUUUCAAGAUAUGGAGCCUUGUAUACUUUCAGCUUGACUGAAAAUUUGAUUCCAAAAUGGGAUUUCUUUGUGACCACAGGCUACCCAAAAUCUGAACUAGUGAAGUUCCCUCAAUAUUUUGGAUACAGUUUAGAGGAAAGGAUUAAGCCUAGAUUUGCAAUUUUGAAAAAAUCUGGAGCAAAGUUACUGCUGAACCAGGUUCUUUCACUGUCAAGAAGCAACUUUGAGGAAGUCUUGGAAAAGAAAAUGAAGAAAAUGCAAGUUAGUUAGGAUUCUAGUAACAGCAGCAAAGUUGGUCAAUCAGAUGCUGAAUAGAAGAUGUUCGACUUCAUGAUUGUUUUGUUUUGGUUUUGGGGAAAAUAAUGGCACAAUGACUGUGAAUUUAUGUUAAGUGAAAAGUUGCAGUUAUACUGGAACAUGGUCAAUCAAUAGCUAGCUCCUGAAAUCAAAAUACAGCUCAUGGCCAUGAACUUAAGAGUCAAGCUAUAUUGUAGUAAUUUUGAGCAGGGUAGUACCUGGAACCAAAAUUUUAACAGGGUUUUUUUUUUUACAUGGAUGACCCUGGUUAGCAUCGAGAUGUAUUGUAGUAAUUUAGAGAUGUAUUGUAGUAAUUUAGAGCGUGGUAUCUCCUGAAACCAAAACUUUUAACUGGUUUUUUUUUUUUUUACAUGGAUGACCCUGGUUAUUGCUGCUGUAUAUGUGAUUAUUUUUAUAGCUAUAUAUUGACUAGAGUUCUUACUGGAUA
Molecule: messenger RNA, 2027 nt
Organism: Cajanus cajan (pigeon pea)
Lineage: Eukaryota; Viridiplantae; Streptophyta; Magnoliopsida; Fabales; Fabaceae
Product: transcription termination factor MTERF5, chloroplastic
Biological process (GO): regulation of DNA-templated transcription
Molecular function (GO): double-stranded DNA binding
Source: RefSeq, a predicted model, not a curated record